Messenger RNA from Cicer arietinum (chickpea), 3113 nucleotides. RefSeq lists its product as uncharacterized. The record is from RefSeq and is a predicted model, not a curated record. Lineage: Eukaryota; Viridiplantae; Streptophyta; Magnoliopsida; Fabales; Fabaceae. Gene Ontology annotation, biological process: protein phosphorylation. Gene Ontology annotation, molecular function: ATP binding; protein kinase activity; protein binding.
ACAUUGUUAUAAUUUAUUCAUAGAUAUAUACAGAUUAAACAAAUAAAUCAAAUUGAAGAAACCAUUUUGUGAACACUCAACAAUGAUUAUCCAUAACCAUAACUACAAAUUUGCAAUUCCACAUACUUUGUUUGUUCUUUUGUUGCUAGCUCUAUGUCAAGUAUCUUCAGGGUUAACACAAGUUGAAGCCUUGUUCAAAUGGAAACAAAGUCUCCCUCAACAACAAAUUCUUGAUUCAUGGAUCAUUAACAAUUCAACAUCAAAUUCAACACAAAAUACACCAUGUUCAUGGAGAGGUAUCACUUGUGAUUCUCAUGGAAGUGUUAUAGUCAUAAACUUGGCUUAUACUGGACUUGAAGGUACUCUUAAACACUUAAACUUAUCAGUUUUUCCAAACCUUCUUCGUCUCGAUCUCAAAACAAACAACCUCACUGGUACCAUACCUGAAAACAUCGGCGUUCUUUCAAAACUCCAAUUUCUUGAUCUUUCUACUAAUUACUUCGAUGGAACUUUGCCUCUUUCUAUAUCCAAUUUGACUCAAGUUUACGAGCUUGAUGUCUCGAGAAACGACGUAUCAGGGAUAUUAGACCGUCGUUUAUUUCCUGAUGGAACUGGUAAGUUCAGUUCCAAAACUGGACUUCUCAGCAUCAGGAAUCUACUUUUCCAGGAUACCCUUUUGGGUGGACGGAUUCCAAAUGAAAUAGGGAAUAUAAAAAACUUGACUUUGCUAGCUCUUGAUGCAAACAAUUUCUUUGGGCCUAUUCCUUCAUCUUUAGGAAACUGUACACAUUUAAGCAUUCUUAGAUUGAAUGAAAACCAAUUCACUGGCCCAAUUCCACCAAGUAUAGGCAAACUCACCAACCUAACUGAUUUAAGGUUUUUCACUAACAACUUAAAUGGUACAGUGCCACAAGAAUUUGGAAACCUUUCUUCUUUGAUUGUUUUACAUCUUGCUGAGAACAAUUUCAUUGGUGAGUUACCACCACAAGUUUGCAAAAGUGGAAAGCUUGUGAAUUUUAGUGCAGCCUUUAAUAGUUUCACUGGCCCUAUUCCAAGAAGCCUUAGAAAUUGUCCUUCUUUGUAUAGAGUUAGGCUUGAAUACAACAAGCUAACAGGUUAUGCAGAUCAAGAUUUUGGAGUUUAUCAAAAUCUAACUUAUAUGGAUUUCAGCUAUAAUAGAAUAGAAGGUGAUUUAUCUUCUAAUUGGGGUGCAUGCAAAAACUUACAAUUUCUCAAUAUGGCUGGAAAUUCAGUGAAUGGUAACAUUCCAAGUGAAAUUUUUCAUAUGGGUCAAUUGCAAGAGCUUGAUCUGUCUUUUAACCAAUUAUCAGGAAACAUUCCUUCAAAAAUAGGAAACUCUUCAAAUUUGUAUAAUUUAAAUUUGAGAGGAAAUAGGCUUUUUGGUAAGAUACCUAUUGAAAUUGGAAAGCUUUCUAAUUUGCAAAUUUUAGACCUUUCAAUGAACAUGUUAUUUGGACCAAUUCCAAUUCAAAUAGGCGAUUGUUCCAAUUUGUUGAGUUUGAAUUUAAGUAACAAUGAAUUGAAUGGCACAAUUCCUUUCCAAAUUGGGAACCUUGCAUCUUUACAAGACUUUUUGGACUUGAGUUACAAUGAUUUUUCAGGUGAAAUUCCUCCUAACAUUGGCAAGCUUUCAAAUUUGAUAAGCUUGAAUAUCUCUCACAACAAUUUAUCAGGUCCUAUCCCUAAUGCAAUUAGUGGAAUGUUGAGUUUGUCAACUUUGAAUCUCUCUUACAAUCAUUUGGAGGGAAAUGUUCCUAAAGAUGGCAUAUUCAAUUCUUCUUAUCCACUUGAUUUAAGCAACAAUCCAAAUUUAUGUGGAAAUUUUAAAGGUUUGCAACAUUGUAAUGUGUCACUCAAUGAACCUAGUAAUGGAAGUAACAAAAACAAGGUUGUGAUUCCUAUUGUUGCUUCUUUAGGGGGUGCCCUUUUAGUUUCAUUGGUGUUUGUUGGUAUAUUUUUGUUUUGUUAUAAGAGAAAGUUAAGAACUUCAAGACAAAAGUCUUUUUUGGAGAUACCAAAUCCCUUUUCAAUUUGGUACUUCAAUGGAAGAGUUGUGUAUGGAGACAUAAUUGAAGCUACAAAGAAUUUUGACAACAAGUAUUGCAUUGGUGAAGGAGCAUUUGGGAAUGUUUAUAAAGCUGAGAUGCCAGGAGGACAAAUAUUUGCCGUGAAAAAGUUGAAGUGUGAUGAAGAAAAUUUAGACACCGAGAGUAUAAAAUCCUUCGAAAGCGAGGUGGAAGCAAUGACAGAGACGCGACACAGAAACAUAGUGAAGCUUUAUGGAUUUUGUUGCGAAGGGAUGCACACAUUUCUUGUUUAUGAGUAUAUGGAUAGAGGGAGUUUAGCUGAAAUGUUGAAUGAUGAUAAGAAAGCAUUGGAAUUAGAUUGGUAUAAAAGGGUUGAGAUUGUGAAAGGUGUUGCAAGUGCUCUUUCUUAUAUGCAUCAUGAUUGUUCUCCACUUUUAAUUCAUAGAGACAUAUCAAGCAAGAAUGUUUUAUUGUCUUCCAAUCUUGAAGCUCAUGUCUCAGAUUUUGGGACAGCAAGGUUUCUAAAGCAUGAUUCACCUAUUUGGACAUCAUUUGCUGGCACAUAUGGAUAUGCUGCUCCAGAACUUGCUUACACAAUGGCAGUGACAGAGAAAUGUGAUGUAUUCAGCUUUGGUGUUUUGGCAUUUGAGAUUCUAACAGGAAAGCACCCUGGUGAUCUUGUUUCUUACAUUCAAACUUCUAAUGAUCAAAAGAUAGACUUCAAAGAGAUUUUAGACCCUCGUCUUCCUCCUCCAAAUAAGAACAUUAUGAAGGAAUUGUCAUUGAUUGCAAAUUUAGCUCUUGCUUGUUUAUACACAAAUCCUCAAUCUAGACCAACCAUGAGAGGUAUAGCACAGUUGCUAGAAAUGGAGAGUGCAUAUAACUCUUAAUUGAAUUCCUUUACUAUUUGUUUUUGGGUCCAUUUUGUUUGUAUAUAGACACUUGUAGUGUUUGGUAUGUAUCCUUGAUCAUAGUGAUUUUUAUUUCCUUUCUUAAAAGGCAACAUAUUUAAUGAAAUGAUUAGAAACUUUAGAAUGGUUCUCUGUUUCUAAAUUCUUGAUUGAA